CAUAAAGUGAGAAAUUGUGAAAAGAGAAGGAAAAAAAAGGAGUUAUGGAGAGAAAGAAUUGUUGUUGACCCCAAUUUUUCGUGAUCAAACAAUUUACAAUAAUCCAUUUUCAUGCAUUCACACAGAUAAAUAAAAAAUUAGCACUCCAGAUUUGUGAUGUGGAGAAUCUACCAUGGAAACUGAAAGCUCAGAAAAAUUCUCGCAUGUUAAUCUUAUGUCACACAUCUGUCAUGUCUUUUCCGAUGCAUGGCUGCUUUUGGCAUCUCGUUGCAGUGAUUCUCAAGUGUGAGAUUUUUUAUUUUCCUGAUUUGUGUAAAUAGUAAAGUUGUGAUCCUGCAGCUGUAUACACUGAGUUACGUGAUAUCUGUAUCGGAAUUCAGUCGGACUAUGACGUUAAUUGACGUUUUGCCGACUAGGUCUUGCGUAGAAUUGGGGAUUUGAGUACUGCUUUCCCUGCAGAUCGUGGUGAUCGUUGUUUCAUUUGGCGAUUGCCGAUUUGCCAUGUGUUUUUGCUUCCUAAGUUCGUGAGAAUCAGUGAUUCAUGCAUGAUUAUAGACUAGGUGCGUGAAAGGGAAUUGUAGUUUGAUCGCAAUUUUUUGACGGUUUGAUUGUUCGGAGAAGUGUAAUUGCUUGGCUACAUUGUAGUAUUUGUAUAUGAUAUUCAAGUGUAAGUAAAUUUGUGUAUAGAAGUAGCGACAAAGUUAGUGUAUCAAGGGGUUGUUGGUGGCUGGUGAGAUGUCAUCUGCAUCUUCUACACAACCUCCUCUUCCUCCUGAUGAUCCUCAGGGUUCAUUACUGCCACCACUGAAGAGUUCCCCUCCCCCAAUCCCACCUCCUCCACCACUGCCCGAGCCACCACUCAUGGCUUCUCCGUCUUUAAGUCCACCACCAGUUAGCUCAGCACCGCCUCUAGUAUCACCUCCACCUCCUGUUACACCACCAGUUAGCUCUGCACCGCCUCCACCAGUAGAUGUUCAAUAUUCGCCUCCUCCUACUACUGAAUACCCUCCACCCCUGCCUCCAUCAUUAAACAGUCCCCCACCUCCUGCUGUGGAAUCACCAACACUCAUGCCCCCUAAUAGUUCACCACCACCAGAGCCCCCAGCAGGUUUGUCUCCACCACCCUCACCCUCACCACCUCCACCACCACCUCCACAAAGCUCACCACCCCCACCUCCACAAACAUCACCUCCACCACCACCUCCACAAAGCUCACCUCCACCACCUCCACAAAAAUCACCUCCACCACCUCCACGAAAAUCACCUCCACCACCUCCACUAAACUCACCUCCUCCACCUCCACAACAUUCACCACCAGUGUCACCACAUGCACCAUCAAUGCUAAAACAUCCACCUCCUCCCCCCUCUCGGUCACCACCAUCCCAUCCGAGCACCAAUAGUUCCAGUAAUACACCAACAUUUUCAGAGCAUCUUAGUGGUGAGGGCAUUAGUGUUGAGGCCAACUUGGUACUUUCUUUAGUAUUUGGUUUAUUAGGAUUUCUUCUCGUGGUUGGAUGCUGCUGUUGGAGAUGGCGAAAAAGAGGACGCAAUGGUGGUUACAUUGUGCCGACCUCUUCCCACAAAUCAGAUCCUGCAUUUUUGAAGUUCCAAAUGUCAAAACAUAGAAACAGAAGUGGCUCUAGCAUAGAUAUCAUAUGUUCACCCCUUCAGGAUCCUGGUGGCUUCAGCAGGUCUAGGACGUGGUUCAGCUAUGAAGAACUAGUCCAGGCAACAGAUGGAUUUUCAGCCCAAAAUCUCUUGGGUGAAGGCGGAUUUGGGUGUGUAUAUAAAGGAACCUUUGCGGAUGGUAGUGAUGUAGCGGUUAAGCAGUUAAAGAUUGGCGGAGGGCAGGGAGAGCGGGAGUUUAGGUCGGAAGUUGAGAUAAUAAGUCGUAUACACCACCGCCAUUUGGUGACACUUGUUGGUUAUUGCGUAAACGAAAACAGAAGGCUGCUUGUAUAUGAAUAUGUUCCUAAUAAUAAUCUCUAUUUCCACCUUCACGGUGAAGGUGUGCCUGUUCUGAAUUGGGCUGUACGUGUAAAGAUUGCUCUGGGCGCAGCUCGUGGAAUAGCUUACCUUCACGAAGAUUGCCAUCCUCGUAUCAUCCAUAGAGAUAUAAAGUCAUCUAACAUCCUUGUAGAUAGUAACUUUGAAGCUCGGGUUUCUGAUUUUGGAUUGGCUAGAUUAGCUUUGGAUACAAAUUCACAUGUUACCACACGUGUUAUGGGAACUUUUGGAUACAUGGCUCCUGAAUAUGCAUCUAGUGGCAAGUUGACUGAAAGGUCCGACGUAUAUUCAUUCGGAGUUGUGCUUUUAGAGUUAAUUACUGGACGCAAGCCUGUAGAUAAAUCUGGACCAUUAGAGGCUGAGAGCUUAGUUGAAUAUGCUCGGCCUUUGCUAUCUCAAGCAAUUGUGACACAAGACUUUGAGAAGUUGGCUGAUCCAAGGCUUGAAAAACAAUAUAUCGAGAGUGAGAUGUUUCGGAUGAUUGAAGCUGCAGCAGCAUGCGUGCGCCAUUCAUUUAUCAAAAGACCAAAGAUGGGACAGGUGGUGAGAGCAUUGGACACAAUGGCUACCACAGAUCUGACAAACGGAAUGAGAGUGGGGGAGAGCCAAGUAUUCAGCCCCAGAACGCAGUCUGCAGAAAUCCGACUGUUCCAGAGGAUGGCUUUUGGCCCUCAAGAUGAUAUUAGUAGCGAAUUCUUUGAGUAGUCACAGAAUGGCGCGCCAGACCUCACCCGUCCAAGCAUUGGGCGUGGACGGAAUGGAAAUGAUUGUUGGGGCUGUUCCAUUGCUUCUCGCCGUGCAUUUUGGUGAAAUGCACGAGUUAUUUGCAUGCACCAAUGUGUAUGUGUAAAUGGAAUAGAUGCUCGUUGCAUUAAAGCAUAGUGAUAUGGAGAAGGAAGAGUUUUGGCCUUUUUCCUUUUUUUGUGAUGAUGUUUAUUUACUGUAUAGAGAGAAUUGCCUUUUGUCUUUUCUUCUUAAACCUAUAUUUAUAAAGAGAAACUGUUUAUUUCA
Messenger RNA from Salvia hispanica, 3018 nucleotides. RefSeq names its product proline-rich receptor-like protein kinase PERK10. Lineage: Eukaryota; Viridiplantae; Streptophyta; Magnoliopsida; Lamiales; Lamiaceae. The record is from RefSeq and is a predicted model, not a curated record. Gene Ontology annotation, biological process: protein phosphorylation. Gene Ontology annotation, molecular function: protein kinase activity; ATP binding.